Procambarus clarkii (red swamp crayfish) is the source of this 453-nucleotide messenger RNA. Lineage: Eukaryota; Metazoa; Arthropoda; Malacostraca; Decapoda; Cambaridae. The record is from RefSeq and is a predicted model, not a curated record.
AUGCCAGAUUCAGUGGAGAAACAGCAAAACUUGUCAAGGGAAGAUGGUCCAGAGAUCGACGAAGGCGACGAUGGCUCGGAGAUCGACGAAGACGACGAUGGCUCGGAGAUCGACGAAGACGACGAUGGCUCGGAGAUCGACAAAGACGGCGAUGGCUCGGAGAUCGACAAAGACGGCGAUGGCUCGGAGAUCGACAAAGACGGCGAUGGCUCGGAGAUCGACAAAGACGGCGAUGGCUCGGAGAUCGACAAAGACGGCGAUGGCUCGGAGAUCGACAAAGACGGCGAUGAAAAAGACAAAGAUGAAGAGCUGGCACAGUUGGGAGAGCCAGGUGAAGCUGAGGAAGCUAGGAGAAGCUGUGAGAGGCUAGGAGAGCUUGGUGAAGCUGAGGAAGCUGGAGUCGAACCAAAUACUUCGACAGUGGAAUUAUCACUCCACCUCACACUGUCCUGA